AUGCAGUUGGAGCGCUGCUCAAAGCCCAAAACGCUCACAACUGGUGUCACCUGCUACCGCAGGCUGAAGCGACUGGGGAUGGACUCGACAGGGCUUUUUCUUUUCCGACCUGUCUGCGCGCGACGGAAUCACCUACAAAAAACGACUGCCUUCUGGGCAUCGCCAUUUGCCAAAACCCAACACUCUCAAGGGCAUAAUGGGGAAUGCGACUGCGACAGACCUUGUCCCUUCGUGUUCCGACCUGUCUGCAGCAGCGACGGAAUCACCUACAACAACGACUGCCUUCUGGACAUCGCCAUUUGCCAAGACCCAACACUCUUCAAGGAGCAUAAUGGGGAAUGCGACAACUGCGACCGACCUUGCCCCCUCGUCUUCCAACCGGUCUGCGGCAGCGACGGAAUCACCUACGAGAGCGACUGCCUUCUGGACAUCGCCAUUUGCCGAGACCCAAGGCUCUUCAAGGAGCAUAAUGGGGGAUGCGACUGCGACAGACCUUGUCCCUUCGUGUUCCGACCUGUCUGCAGCAGCGACGGAAUCACCUACAACAACGACUGCCUUCUGGACAACGCCAUUUGCCAAGACCCAACACUCUUCAAGGAGCAUAAUGGGGAAUGCGGUGACAUCGCCCUCGACUCCCCCCUCCCCUUCGACCACGACCUCAACCUCGCCCUCGAGUGCCCCCUGCUUGACGCCCCAGUCUGCGGGAGCGACGGCGUGACUUACCCCAGCGAGUGCUUCUUGGAACUGGCCGUUGCGCAGAAUCCCGAGAUAUUUAAGGUCGGCGAUGGCGAUUGCAGAUGCUACGAGGAGUGCGACCCCCAGCUGAGUCCCAUCUGCGGCACUGACGGAGUGACUUACGGGAACCAGUGCCUUUUCGAGUCCGCUCAGUGCCAUGACAGUGACCUUCGCAAAGUGGCCGACGUGUCCUGUGAAUGCUACCAGCCCUGCCCCCCCCGCCACCCCGUGUGCGGCAGUGUAGUGACCUACCGCAAAGAGUGUGUUGGAGAUGGGGAAUGUGAAACCCGCUCCUGUCGAAAGGUUUGGACCGCCGUUUUAAAUCUAUUUGGUUUUUGUAAGGUCUAA
Messenger RNA from Penaeus monodon (black tiger shrimp), 1083 nucleotides. Its product is annotated as ovoinhibitor-like. Lineage: Eukaryota; Metazoa; Arthropoda; Malacostraca; Decapoda; Penaeidae. The transcript is spliced from 9 exons. Gene Ontology annotation, molecular function: protein binding. The coding region runs from base 1 to 1083 and encodes 360 amino acids. The record is from RefSeq and is a predicted model, not a curated record.